AUGUCCGCCAUCUCGAUGCUACAGCAGUACCUAGCAUCCAUCGAUGUCCUUUCUGAACGGGCAAUGCCUACAUCCGCUCCUGAGCCCAUAGAGGCGAGGCCGUCAAGAACUCUCAUCGACGGGGCCAUUGGUGCCCGGACCUCCGACAAAUACGGCGCCGAGUCUAUCAGUACUAUGAGAGCAACUAGACACGACAUCUACCUACCUACUUUUAACCCUUUGGUUCGACCUACAUCCACAGCCUCCUUCCAAGUCUGCACCUGCUCCGUACUUAACGAAAAGAGCGACUGCAAAGACCCGGCCUGUCUCGACCCCAUUUACUCCAACUCGUUCGCUGACUCCUCCUCCAUCCCUGCCUCCGACAUAAAAUACGAAGGCACCCGUCAGUGCGGCCUAUACGACUGGACUGAACCCCAACCCCGUAAUCUUCUUCUCAUACGGCGGAGGCAAAGGGGACCUCCCGGCUUCCUCAUCUCCAUCGCCAAUGCUCCGAGAUCAUGA
Molecule: messenger RNA, 501 nt
Organism: Neurospora crassa OR74A
Lineage: Eukaryota; Fungi; Ascomycota; Sordariomycetes; Sordariales; Sordariaceae
Exons: 2
Coding region: 1-501 (166 amino acids)
Source: RefSeq, a predicted model, not a curated record